CGGAUGUUAGGUGUAGUUCCGCUGGCAGAGACAUAAAUAAAAGAUGUGGAGGCAGAAAGAGCUCAGAGCUGAAGGACGGACCCACGAUCAGCUCUGCUCCAUCGCUGCUUCUGUUCCACUGCACGUCGGCAGAUCCCAGUUCUGAUGGGUUAAGACCGACAGAGACGAAUAUUUGACUUUAACCGAGACAAUCCAAACCGGAAGAGCCUGACAUGGACUGACACAUUUUCCCUCCAAACGCACGAGCGGACUCGAACAUGUUGUGAUCACCUGUCGCAUCAUCACCUGAAUUCUCUCAUGUUCAGCUGGUACCAUCGGAACCGGACCUGCAGCCACGGAGCACCACACCCACCCAGCGACCUGUCAAAUGGCCCGAGCAGAGACCAUUGAGAGCGUCGGGGAAACCGGAGGAGGAGGAAACAGCCCUCUUCCACGUCACAACAUCUGCCGCAUGGAGCUGUCUCGCUCCCUCCACACCUUGCCCGGCCUGCUCACCACCAACACCAUCACCGCUCGUUCUGGCCCUGGCAUUGGUGCCAUACACCUCAACCACCACCAUCUGCAUUCUUUGCAGCCUCUUAAUCUGCCGUACCCACUUCCUGACCAGCCCCAGAUGCACCAGCAACUUCCUGCGUUGUCGCCAUCAUCAGCACCUCCUCUUUUGCCGCUCUGCAACCAGAGGGACGAGAGGGAAGGAGGAGGAGCUGUAAAACCCAGUGCCUUGUCAGGAGAGGAGUCAGACUCUGACAUAGAGGAGCACCAGCAGGGGCCUCUGCCUGACCUGCUGCCCAGGAAUGAGCACCCAUCCUGGUCUUCACCAUACCACAGAGAUCCCAGGACAGAGGCAGAGCAGGAGCUGGAGGUCAGGAGAGUGGCCAGUCAGCUGAGAGCCAUCGGAGAUCAAUAUAACGCCACAGUCCUCCGCAGAGCGCACAUUGCCCCCCACUGGCAGGACUGGAGAGACGCAUGCCGGGGACUCCUCAACUUCAUCACCCAGACGCUCAGCACGCUCUACAGGCUCACGUAGGUUACCGUGUCACCUGCAACCACUGGUUCUCCUCGUGACUUUUUUUACAUACAGGACUCGAACACUGGCUCGUCGCUCGUGAAGAGAAAUAUCUGUUUCCUGCACUGUUGUUCAUUUGAACCUCGGGGACAAAUGCAGACUGAAGUCAAACAUAUUCUUGAACAAAGACUUUGGGAGAAUGAGCUGGAGGUGUUCUCUCAACCUGUGGAAACUGGACCCUGCCUGUCUGUCUGAAUGAUGGUCCGUCCGUCAGUCAGUCUGCUGGUUCGGACUGAAGCUGAUGGACUGACGCUCACUUUUCUAUGUGUAUAUUUUGUAAAAUCUAUUUGCUUUCACUGUGUUUGUUCACAUCUGGGGGUCAGAUGUUUAUGUAGCAGGCGAGACUCAAGAAUGUGUGUGUGUGAGUCAGUGUGUGUUUGUGUGACUGCGCACGUAAGAGACCUGGGUCAAACUGUCUGAUGAGGUCAAUUCAAAAGUGGGAUAUUAUAGGAGACAUGUUAUAAUUUUCAGAGUUUCUUUCCCCUUCUUUGUUAUACAGGUUUUUUUUAAAGUUCUGCAAAGAUAAGAAAAACUCAAAGUCUGUGGUGAAGGGAGCUUCACUCCCCCACAGGAAAAACCUGAAACACCUCAUCCAGAACAUACUUUGCAUCAUCGUGAUUUCAUAUAACGUUUGCAUAAUGCACACCUAGCGGCUAGUCUGUCACGCCGCCUAAAAGAAAGUGCUACACACGCUUGAAGAAGAUGGCCAAUCACAACAGAACACACAGGAACUGGAACCAAUUGUUUGGGACUGAUAAGAGGAGCUGCAGCUUUUCAAGUAAAAGCCCAAAUUAAUGAUGAAUCUCAGUAUGAGCAUAAUAUGUCUCCUUUAAUAACUCAGAUAACUGUGUCUGUAAAUGACCUGGUUCUGAAGUGAAGGUUUUUCCAUUUAAUAUUAACAACCACCAUUUUGCUCGAGGUUGUGUCACAUUUGUCCGAGCAAACGAUUUCUCUCCAAUUCUUCCCACUGAUUCUGUUCAAUUUUCUGGUAAUCAUCGUAAGCUCUUCUCCUGCUGUGGAGAAUCCAUCCGUCUGAGUUGGUAAAAAUAAUUCAGUGGAUUAUCACGGACAUGAUUUGACCCUCAUCUUGUGUGUGCAUGUUACUGUUGUGUCUUUAUUUUGCCCCCAUUCUUAGAAACUGUGAGACUGGACGCUGUGGUUUCAUCGCAGGGAAAAGUCGGGUGUUAUUUUACGGUGGAGCCAAGCACAGAGUGAAUCUCUCUCCCAAUCUGAAACUGCUUCAUUUCAUCACAUAAUGUGCCUUUCUGCUCAGAGCUCUACUGAGGCCUCGUCGCCAACACCAGGACAAUCAGCUACACACACACACACACACACACACACACGUAAAAUCUUUAAGUGCUUUGUUUUCAGUCACUUAACUCAAGUGUCAUUUGCAUUACAUUCAAAUGUUCCAGCUUCUGCAUGGUGUAAGGUCAUUUCAGGACAGAAAUGGCUUAGCCCCCCCCCCACAUAAACACACAUAAACACACACACACACACACACACUGGGAACUGCCACUGUACAUUUCUCCACACCAUCCAUGCCAGUGUUGGGAGCUGGCAGGGUUUCACUCUGUCGACAGUGUUUAUAGUUACUUGAUCGUAUGUAAAUAUUCUUUUUUUUGGACAAUGAAUCUGAGUAAUCUGAACAUUUUUGGCCGACUUUAAAAAAAAAGUACUUAUCUAAGCGAGAGUUCACCGUGUUUGUUGGACAUCUUUUUGUUUUUCUGAGCAGCCAUUGGCGAGAGUAGAGCGAGUCUGAAUUUAAAUCCAGUGGAUUUGAGAUGGUUUUCCAAGAGUUAAAGAAAAUUAUAUGAUUUGGAUCUUUUGAUUGUUUAAAGGUAUUUGAUGAUGUUUAUAAAAAUGACCUCUUUCAGUUAUGUGAUUAUUUUCUUUGUAGUUGGGAGGAAAUGUUGAUUUCUCGUGUUAAGACCUUAAUUUAUUUGGAAACUAGCCUUUCUGUAGCUUGUUUUUAUUGUUUUUAUUUUGGUUCCUUUCAAUUUUUUAUGUAUUACAUUAUUUAUUUUUUCUUACAUUCCUGAUCAUAACUAUGAAUUAAGCUGUACUUGCGUUGUAACUGUUAAGACAGAGCUGGGGGUUAAAGGUGUCAAUGUUCUUACUGAAAGACAAUAUAUCACUUUCAUUUAAUGUGUUAUCAGCUUCAGGAACUGUCAUUUCAAAUGGUACUAUCAGCUUGACAGAAUGACUGGAAGUGACGCGUCGUCCUUCCAUGUGUUGAGAUCAGAUGAGGUGGAAAAAUACCAAAACUCUUCCUUUAAAGCACAAAGAAGAAAUUCGGCCUCGCAGACUGUUAGCAAGACUGCAAGAUUUUGUUGAACAGCUUAACCUGACUGAAAAUUCAACCAGGUGUUUCCAAUGUGAAUUUAAUUCUGAAACUGUGUAGGUCUUGAUUUUGGACAGCAGCAGUAUGACUGGUGCUGCACAUGCUAAAAGAUAAUAAUAAUGCACUGUAACAUACCUUCAUUUAAAAAGUGCCCACUUAAGGAAGAAUUUGACCUGUUAAACUUAAAAUGCCUCAAAAAUUCAACAGGGAAUUUAUUCAGGUUUUAUUUUUGCCAUAUUCGAUAUAAACGGCUCUCACUCUGCAUUUGCUGUUAUGCUUUGUAUGUUUUUAGCAAAGGGCCUUGUUCAUGAAGCCUUCAUGUGUAAAGUCAUGACACAGCCUGCAGAUGUUCAGCUAACAUGGCAUCUAAAGGUCCAACAAAGUUAGCUCUAUAAACCCUGGUUUACUUCUUGUAUAUUCAUAUUUAUAGAUCUGUUUGCUAGCUAACCCUUUCGCCAUGUUUGCUGUCAUCACAUAGUAAUGCUAACAGGUUGGAUGGAAUAACUCAUUAGAUACUCCAGCAGUCCACCUGUAAGUAUAGAAAGGAUUUCAACCUGCAGGCGGUGGCCGGCCCGGCGCUGUGAGCACUUUGCAGUUGCUCUUCUACUGGUUGUUUUUCUCGUGAGAGUGCACUUCCUGGUUCAUCGUGCACCGCCCAACGACGCUCAGUGUCAGUCACAUGCAGUGUGUGUUUGCUGGUUUUCAACUGUUUUCUAUUGUAAAAUUUCUACAUGAUUUUGUACUUUUUUUCUUUUUAUACAAUAAAGAUAAGGAGAAAUAUA
Paralichthys olivaceus (Japanese flounder) is the source of this 4192-nucleotide messenger RNA. RefSeq names its product BCL2 binding component 3 (gene bbc3). The record is from RefSeq and is a predicted model, not a curated record. Lineage: Eukaryota; Metazoa; Chordata; Actinopteri; Pleuronectiformes; Paralichthyidae.